AAGACGCUUGUUGACAGCGGGCAAGGAGCAGUCCUCACCUAGCCCGGGGGACUGCACGCACGGGGUCAUUUGACCCGCGCUGCGCAGAGGAGAUUCAGGGAGACAUUGUGGCCAAGCCUCAGCAGAGCUGGCCGCUGCGGUCAGCUGGAGCAGCCCAACAGGCGACCCACGGGCAGGAAGGAUGCAAUGCUGCAAGCCAGCGUACGUGCUCCACGUGACCGUGUCGUAUAAGACCUAGCUGCCGGGUCCGCUCUCUUCCAGCUGCUUCUCUCGGGUGCCCCCUCGCCCCGGCGCCUGGGCUCCCUGCGCUCAAGAGACACCGAGUCACUGCCUCCCCAGCCACCUCGACUCCGCCGGCACCAUGACAGAUCAGUCUUUUGUGACUUUGUCAACAAAUGACUCCUACGCUAGAGGAGCCUUGGUUCUUGGCUCCUCACUGAAACAACACAGAACGACAAGAAGGCUAACUGUGCUGAUAACCCCACAGGUCUCCGAGUCUAUGAGGAAAGUUUUAGAGAAGAUUUUUGACGAAGUCAUCAUGGUUGACAUCUUGGACAGCAGGGAUUCAGCUCAUCUAGCCUUAAUGAAGAGACCUGAAUUGGGGGUCACAUUAACCAAACUCCACUGCUGGUCCCUAAUUCAGUAUUCCAAAUGUGUGUUCAUGGAUGCAGAUACGCUGGUACUGACAAAUAUUGAUGAGCUUUUUGAGAGAGAGGAGCUAUCAGCAGCACCAGACCCAGGGUGGCCUGACUGUUUCAAUUCUGGAGUCUUUGUUUACCGACCUUCCAUUGAAACAUACAAUCAGCUCUUGCAUGUGGCUUCUGAACAAGGCAGCUUUGAUGGUGGGGACCAGGGUUUGCUGAACACCUUCUUUAACAGUUGGGCAACGACAGAUAUCAGAAAGCACCUGCCAUUUAUUUAUAACCUAAGCAGCCUUUCUAUAUACUCCUACCUCCCAGCAUUUAAAGCGUUUGGGGCAAAUGCAAAAGUCGUGCAUUUCCUGGGACGCAUCAAACCAUGGAACUAUACCUACGACCCCAAAACAAAAAGCGUCAGGAGCGACACUCAUGACCCCACUGUGAUUGACCCCCAGUUCCUCACUAUGUGGUGGGACAUCUUCACCACCAACAUUCUGCCUUUACUCCAGCAGUUUGGAGUUGUUAAAGACACCUUCACAGCCUUUAACGCGCUUUCGGGUUUGGCCUAUACUCUGGCUUUCUCUUGUGGCUUCUGUAGAAAGGAGGAAGUCACAAAUGCAAUCUCACAUAUGUCCAUUGGGGACCUCAGCCCUCCACCUCAACCAUUUGUAUCCUCAAAUGAACGCAAGGAGCGGUGGGAGCAAGGCCAGGCUGAUUACAUGGGAGCAGAUUCCUUUGACAAUAUCAAGAGGAAAUUGGACACUUACCUUCAGUAGAAAACACCUCCAUUUUCUCUGUGCAAACAUCGGCUACACAGGACUGUUUCCAGAUAAUUUAGCAUCUAGAAAGAGUGUUGAGUAUGGUUGUUACAGUUGCUAGCGGCUUUGAUGAAAGUUCCACAUUUGAAGGUUUAUACUACUAAAGGUGAAAACUGGACAAAAGUCAAGAAGUAAAAAGCUCAUUUUCUGGUCAAUUAAUUGUUAAGUGACUCUUUGCCCGAUCAUUCAGAGAAAAUUUAAGAAAUUUUCUAUUUAAUGCCAAUUACCAAUAAAUCUGAUGAGAGGGAAUGAAGCCAUUAAGCUAUUGGCCUCAGCUCCUGAAACUUGAAGAGCUGGGCUCCUGUCAGCUCCCCUUUAUCUUCAUGGAGAUAAGUGGGAAUGAUGCUAUUUGCCUCACUGUCUUUGCCGUGGUAGAUAGAUAUUUCAGGAUUGAUCAGAGACUGCCCUAGUGGUCCCAAUUCUUCUUUUAUGGAAAAGCAAUGUAACACUGUCAAAUUGAGUUACAAAUUGAAUAACUGCUACCACAAAUGGCGACACCCUUUUUAUCUCUCUUUAAGAAAUUGAAGAUUUUUUUUUUACCAGUUUUCUUUGUACAGUAAGGUAGCGUACUGGAAGGCAGUUCUAUACGUUUGGGAGAUGAGAGUGAGUUUUCUGAAUGCUUACCUCCAGUGGCACUAUGUCCAAAAAAUAAACACUUAACAGUGAA
Messenger RNA from Phascolarctos cinereus (koala), 2123 nucleotides. NCBI's taxonomy places the organism in Eukaryota, Metazoa, Chordata, Mammalia, Diprotodontia, Phascolarctidae. The record is from RefSeq and is a predicted model, not a curated record.